AUGUUCGGAUCGUUGUCCUCUGAGAGUGUCGUCUCAUUGUCGACACUUCCCUUCGUUCCACCGAAAAUAAAUUGCAUUCCCUUUUCCUAUCCACUUCCUCCUCUUUUUGCAUUUUUCUUCUUUUUAUCCCACACGUACGUCAUCCGUCUCCUCAUUUUCAUUUUACUCCUCUUUAUCCAACGCUUUGACGGGGCCCGCACGCCCCUCUUUCAAGAGCGGAUCCCGUGGCUCCCUCCUCAUUCCUCCUCAAACCUGCAUCACCGACGACCCCGUCGAGGUGACGCUCUGAUAGCGGUGGUCUGGUGUGGUGGAAUGAAUGCCUCUUCUUGUGACUUCCAUCCGGCAUUCCUCCUCUUUAUAUUUUUCCUGCGUCUCCGCAAGGUACACGCCCUUAGGAGUACGCGUUUAUCUUCAUCGCUGGGGUCUGUGGCUCCUGUUGCCUCUAAUAAGGCUCCCCUCCUUCAUCCCCGUCAGACGGUUCCCUUAUUCGCCCAGUUAUCUCGUCGAGGAAUAUAUUAA
This is a messenger RNA of Chondrus crispus (carragheen), 519 nucleotides long. RefSeq lists its product as hypothetical. Lineage: Eukaryota; Rhodophyta; Florideophyceae; Gigartinales; Gigartinaceae. The coding region runs from base 1 to 519 and encodes 172 amino acids. The transcript has a single exon. The record is from RefSeq and is a predicted model, not a curated record.